Messenger RNA from Didymodactylos carnosus, 2301 nucleotides. The record is from the annotation of a GenBank genome assembly. Lineage: Eukaryota; Metazoa; Rotifera; Eurotatoria; Philodinida; Philodinidae.
UUAGAGAGUUAGAAAAACAUUUUUGGAUCAAAAAAUUCGUCAUUAGCUAAAGUAUAUUGGGCAUUAUUCAUAUCUCAAAAAAUCUCACUUUCAUUUUUCCACCUAAUGUCCACGUGAUUGCCUACUGUGCGCCAGUGGCUCGUUCUUUUUUUGGUCCUCAUUCGGAGUAUGUUAGCGAAUUGCAUAAAUAUGAAAAUGAAUUGAAUGCUGAAAUAGAAGAACUUUUGAGUAAUAAUGAAAUUGAAGAAACAAUUGUAAACGGUGAAAAAAGGUAUAUAUUGAAGACGUUAACCUCGGUUCUCAACGUAGCAGCACCAGCUAUGUCAUCACCGUCGAUUUGUAACAGUGAUAUCAAUCAUGACCCAACAUGAACCGGUAAAUCGGAUUUACUUCACAAAUAUUUACAUUUAACCACAUCAUCAUUAGCUGAGAAUGGUCUGACAACCUUGAGCAGGCGGAUGUUGUAAGAGUUCCAGGAUAGAGUGAUAGGGGGCUUGAAGUUUAUAAAUAAAAGUUUUAUUGGUUUUUACUGGUUUUAUCCCACAAUUAUUCUAACAAUAGGCAGUUGUAUUCUGGCGAUUAACCAUUUAAGUGUUUAAUUUUCAAAAACUCCGUAUUUCUCAAACUAACAAAAGUCGACUUUUUCCACGAUUUCUAUUGAAAUUUUGGAUUUCUAUUGAAACCCGGGUUUUCAAAGACCCUCAUAGGCUCAAAUUGUUUGAACUCGUUCAGGAGCGUUUCUACCUAGAAUGACGCGAGAAUAAUCUUUUCUCAUACAUUCGAUCACGAGCUACCUAAAGCACUCUUUCAAAAGCUUGGGCUUUUGAAAGAAUCUCUCGGAAGCCGCAGAGGUUUUUUAUAAAACCCUCGAGUUUUCUAAAAAUAAUUAAAAAAUUUCUUAAAUUACAUAGCUGAAUAGAGCACAAAAAUCUGAGCAAUAUAUGAUAUGUUACUGAACUUUCUUGAAAAAUCUGGCUGAAGUUAUGAUAAAGGGGAUUUCCAAACCAGAAAAUCAUAGCUUUAAAACAGUGCUUCUGUAGUGCUUUAGACAGCCCACGAUCGAAUGUAUGAGAAAAGAUUAUUCUCGCGUCAUUCUAGGUAGAAACACUCGUGAAGGAGUUUAAACAAUUUGAGCCGAUUAACCAUUUAAGUGUUUAAUUUUCAAAAACUCCGUAUUUCUCAAACUUACAAAAGUCGACUUUUUCCACGAUUUCUAUUGAAAUUUUUAUGAGUAAAUUUGCUUUUCGUUAUUAAAAGUAAGUUAGUAAGUCAGAUAAAAGGUAAUUCUUCCAAGUUGUCUUUUAUGGUGUUUUAGAUCAGAUAGCAUCAUCGAAUUUCUCUGUGGCAAACGCUGUGACGACAACAUUUACAACAACAAAGAUAGACAGUGAACCAUUAUUAAAAAUAUCAGAUACAACAUCAUCGGAACUAACCGAUCAAAUCCAUUUACCUGACAAAUCUGUGGAUUCUACAGCAACAAGUGGCACAUCAGCACACCUAGAUCCAAUAAAAAUGUUAUUGUCUAUAUUGACGGCUGAUCAACAAAUAAUGGCUGAAACUUAUGUUAAAACAGGCAAACUCGAAUCAAUGAUCAAGUGUUAUUUUUAUGUUAUAGAUCCAGAAUCAUGUUUAUCUGUGGCUAAAGUUCUCCCAACAUUAACGACGAAUGUUGCUGACUCUAAUGCUACGAUAAGACUGGAUCAAGAAUUACCAUCCUUUAUGCCUGUGCUACAAUCUGAUUUACCAUUGAUGAUCAACAUCACUAGUGACGAUGUUCCAACAGGAUUAGAUCUAGCAUUAUCAUCGCUUUUGCCUACAACGCAAUCAUUAUCCACAAUUACUAUCGGCAAUAAUGGUCCUAUAGUAGGAUCAGAUGAACUGCCGUUACUGCAAUUAGUUGCUAAAGAAUUGGUUACAGAUGAAAAAAUUCGAAAAAUUGCAAGAAAUAUACUAACAUAUAAAUCAGUUUUGAUGUCAAAAACAGAUAUUGUAAAUAUACCGACACAUUCGCCGAUGAACCGUGAACAAGCCAAACAACGACUAUUGAACGAUAAUUUGAUUAAACGUAAUCUGUUUUUCUCGUCUCGUAAUAAGACCAACAAUACUUUAGUUCAACAUGAAGGAUUUAUGAAGUCUUUUCCUGCGGAUUCAUCGUUGACUGAACAGUGGGCAUUCAUGAAAAAAUUGAGUCAAUAUGAUUUAACAUGGCAACAGUAUUUAAAUUCAUUUAAUAAUGGUCAACAGAUUACAAUUGAUCCAAUCACCAACAAACCGAUAAUAACAAGUUUCAAUGUUCAUACA